Molecule: messenger RNA, 1938 nt
Organism: Drosophila busckii
Lineage: Eukaryota; Metazoa; Arthropoda; Insecta; Diptera; Drosophilidae
Product: probable serine/threonine-protein kinase DDB_G0282963
Exons: 2
Coding region: 208-1683 (491 amino acids)
Biological process (GO): regulation of transcription by RNA polymerase II
Cellular component (GO): transcription regulator complex; nucleus
Source: RefSeq, a predicted model, not a curated record
CUAGAUUGCUUGUAAAAAAGCUAGAAUAAUCUAGCUAUUAUUAUUGGCGAUAGUCAUCGAGCAGUCGCGUGAUACAGGCGCACUUUUUGGCUGUGACUCGUUACCAGUUGGUACUCAUUAGAAGUAGCAUGUAAAUGAGCGAAAUUUGUUGGUAAACUAAAGUGGAAAAGUACAAGAAAAUACGGCAAAGCGUGUUAAAAGAGCAGUAUGAUGGACGAGCAAUUAAUUGAUGAAGUUGCGCACCACGGCGUUAUAUACAAUAGGCAAAAGUAUUACUUAAACGGCAGUUCCAGUGGUGGAAAGUAUGAAACCAAGGAUGAGGCGUGGACAAUUAUCGCCUUGAAGCUCCGUACAGAUGUUGAAACGUGUAAAAAGCGCUGGAAGUAUUUGCGGGAGCGUUAUGUGUCACAGCGUAAACAAGGCGAUCCACCAGUCUACGAACAUCUGUCUCGGCCGUACUUGGAGAAGAUGAAAUUUCUGGACCAGCACAUACAGCCACGAAAAUCAUAUCGCAAUGUGCCAAACUUUCUUACCUCGCCGCAGUCGGCAAACAGCUCGAACUACAGUGAAUAUAAUGUGGACUCAAAGUCAAACAGCUCGCAUAAAAAUAUGUCGCAUUUCGGAGGCACUGGUCAGAAUCAUCACUAUCACCAACAUCAGCAUCAGUCGGAUCAUCAUGCUAUGAAUGCUUUAAACACAGCGGCUGCCUCGGCUUUAGAGAAUGGCCAAGUUAAAAUUGAGGCAGAAAUUUUCAGAGACUUUGCUGCUGCGGUAGCAUCUCAGCAGCUACAUCUAUCACAAUCACAAAUGCAGCAGCAGCAGGCUGCGGCAGUGGCGGCCGUGAUGGCUGACUCGUCUCAAGGAUACCAGGAGCCUUAUCGAGACAAUAAUAUGGGUGUGAGUGCCGCACAGAAUAGCGCUGGCAGCACUGGCGGCCUCACAUCCACGUCUUCCUCCAUGAAGUCACCACUGUCGUCCCCGAUAGCAGGCAUUACCGUGCCCAAUGAACAGUCUACGCCAAUAGUGCAACAACCCCCAGUACAUUCCUCUUCCAAUGGCGAGGGCGCCGGCAGCAACACAGGCAUGCAAGGACAAGCCCCUGCCUAUAACCAGAAAAUGAAUGAUGAUAUGCAUUCCUCGUCGUCAAGCUACUAUAACAAGAAGCCACGCGUGCAGCUUAAUUCAAAUGGCAAUAGCCAUGCGCAUCAUUCCAACAAUGGCAUGGGCAAUGGUCAUUUUAGUCAAGACAGUGACGACGAUUCGGACGACAACAGCAACGAAUUGUUGAAGCCACAGGCAAUGAUGCAGCAUGAUAAUCACUACGGCAGCUCUAUGAACAUGCAGCGCAACGCAAACAGUGGCAACAACACCAACAACAGCGGCAGCAGUAAUCAACAACAGCCGCAGCAACAGCAGCAGCAGCAACAACAACAACAUCAGAAUAUGUUUCCUGCCAAUACAGACUUUCUGUUUCAACUAUACCAACAACUGCCGCAGCAAGCCGGUGGCUCACAUGCCACAAACUUUGGCAAAUUCCAAACACCAAACAAUGCGCCAAGUAUGCAGCGCUCCUCUGAGCAUUUGCUGGGCGAACUGGUCACCACGGAGCUGCUUAAAAUGAACAAGGAUCGUCGAAAAAACGUGCAAAAGCGCAUUUUGGAAAUACUCUUCUUCGACGAUUGAACAGUAUUAGGUGUACUCACUAUAUAUAGUGUAUAUAUGUUUAUUUGUACGACAUACUAUGGUUAGUUGUAAGUUUAUAUAUCUAUAUACUAUAUCCUUAAGCAGCCAGUUCUGCAAUUUAAUAUGAGGUUUGGUCUAUAUCCCACCAUGGCAUUUGAGAAAGUUGUACACUCAACACUUUCCAACUGUGCUAGUCAUGAAAACUACUGACCAGCCUUGCAUGCAACAUUUAUUAUUUAAUCCUAUAACUUUGUA